AUGGCUACAACGAUAAACGACCUCCCCGAGAACUGCAUCGCCACAAUUCUCUCCUUCCUCACUCCAGCGACCGUCGGUCGCGUCGCGUCAGUCUCAAAGCUCUGGCUAUCAGCGGCCAAGUCGAGCACCUGCUGGGACAAGCUCAUCGCAAAUGGCCUUCCAUCAUGCUUUCGCGAAACUCCCGCGGCGCUGGCGAAAGACGAGAGAGGCCUUCGUGAAGCUCUCGGCGAAGGCCUGAUGCUCGGCGACGGGCGUUACCACAUCCAGGUGGACCCUGCGACGUCGCUCAUCACCGUGAGCGUCAGCGUCGCUCAAGUCUUCGACAUUCUGUGGGAGGAUCGCGACCAGGAUCGCAUGCGCCGGCACGACAUCACCGGUGCGAUCUUCGACGACGCGGUGCAAGGAAUCGUCGUCCAUUGGCUGAGCACCUGCGGGAAGAUCGAUCUCCCGUUUAAACUCCACAGUGGAUACUAUCGCAUGUCGUGGCGCGUCGCACAGGAAGAGGGCGGGCCGCGGAGAUCUACAAGCCCGAAGCGCAGAUUUAUGCGGUCCCAGGAAGAGCCUUUGAUCAGUCAAGUGCGCGAUGCGACGAGUGGAUACGUGGAGCAGCACGAUCUUGACGGAAUCCGCCAGAUGAUUUCAACCACGCCCACGUGGACUCGCAUGCCCGCGGGGUUUUUGCGAGUUGGCGACGGGGGAGCUUCGGGUAACGCGUCGUCGCAAUUCGCGAACGUUCGCUUAAUUUCGACAUUGACGGAUAUUUCGCGACAACGGCGGAAGCGCGGUCUGUACCUGGACGCGUUCGUAUUGGAGCAGAUUUCUAUGUAA
This is a messenger RNA of Closterium sp. Yama58-4, 828 nucleotides long. The record is from the annotation of a GenBank genome assembly. Lineage: Eukaryota; Viridiplantae; Streptophyta; Zygnematophyceae; Desmidiales; Closteriaceae.